Effrenium voratum is the source of this 1965-nucleotide messenger RNA. Lineage: Eukaryota; Dinophyceae; Suessiales; Symbiodiniaceae. The record is from the annotation of a GenBank genome assembly.
AUGGCUCACAGGUGGCUGCUGCUGCUGCUUCCAGUCCGGAGUGGUGCCUAUGAGGGUUCCUGCGCGGGAAAGUGUGGCUCCUGGGGCUCGGACUGCUGGUGCAACGACCAGUGCGAGGCUCGUGGCAAUUGCUGCGACGACUACGCCCAGCAGUGUGGGCAGCCGUCGUGCGAAAAAUGUCACAGAUACACCUGCGACGAGUGGAUCCAGUGGGAUGAAAGGAACACCUGCGAGUCCUUGAAGAAGGAGUGGGGCUGCAAAUGCAGCGGCUGCAAAUGCGCUGCCUCUUCCGGCGCUUCGUUGGUGAAGCUCCAACAGUCAGUCCAUCCGGAAGCCAAAUGCCUGGACGGCAGCAUGGCGGGCUACUAUCUGCGCAGAGGCAGCGAGGCAUCCCACUUCCUCAUCUUUUUGGAGGGCGGCGGCUGGUGCUACGACCAGAACUGCGAGGCGCCCACAGCUGACGGCACCCUGGAGGACUGCAGACAAAGGUCUACCGGAAAGCUCGGCUCCAGCCGGUCCUGGGCAGCAACCAAGCCGGACCACCGUCUGUCCGGAAUGCUCAGCGCAGAUGCCAGCGCGAACCCGGUCUUUCACAACUGGACCUUGGUCUACGUGCCCUACUGUGAUGGCGCCAGCUUUACCGGGGACUCGGAGGUGGAUGGUUUGCAUUUCAAGGGGCAGCAGAUCCUCAACGCCGUCAUCACAGAGCUCGAAACCAAGGAGCGUCUGUUGGAGGCCCGGAAGGUGGUGCUCAGCGGCGGCAGCGCGGGGGCCAGCGCGGUGCUCUUCCACGCGGACGCGCUGCGGGAGCGUUUGCAGGGAGUCUGCGUGGCAACGGAGCGACGGCGCAUGACGGAGAACUGCAGGCAAGAUAUGGAGGUCCUCGCCCUGGCGGAUGCCGGCUUCUUCUUGGAUCUGCCGGAUAUCAAGGGCAUCCGCUGUUGGCCCAACCAGAUCAUCAGCCUCUUCAACGUGAGCCGGGGGUACUCGGGCUUGCACUCGGACUGCCUGGAGCGGUUUAAGUCUGAGCCCUGGCGGUGUCUCUUCCCCCAGUACUACGCCGACCUCAUCUCCACCAGGACCUUCCUGGCCAACAGCUUGUAUGACUCCUCAGAGCUGCAGUACACCUUGCGCCUGGACUGCAGCCCCGAUGGGCGCUACCAACGCAGCUGCGAUGCCCAGGAGAUGGCGCGCUUCGAGGAGCUGCGCUCGGCGCACGCCGCGGCCUGGCGGCCCUUGGCGAAGCGCCCGGGCAAUGGCCUCUGGGCCGUCGCCUGCGUGGACCAUACCUUGACCUGGGGCCGCUGGACUGAUCCUCACUGGCAGGUGCCGGAGGACGGCGCCGGACUUGCGGAGGCGGUGCAGCAAUGGCUAGGCGGCCAGUCAGUCCAUUUCGAGGACUCGGUUCCUUGGCCGAUGAACAGGCCCUGCUCCGGGGCCGAAGGGACCGGAGCCCGGCGCUCGCUCACCGGGCGCCCCAGCCCAGAGCUUCCGGCGCCGCAGGCGGCUUCCUAUGACCCGACCCACUUGUUGCUGGGGGCCGGCGCUGCAGCGUGCGGCCUCGGCGUCUUGUGCCUGUUGCAACGGCGCAAGCCGAGCGCAAGGUCACCGGACGGCCUGGAGAUGGAGAUCCGCUGUCAGAGCUCGGAGAUCGACACCCGCCGAAUGGCGGUGGUUCCAAGUCGGAAGUCGGUGAUUCCAAAGCUGGGGCCCACGCUGCUGGGGGUGAAAGGCAGCGGGAUGCCAAUCCACCAGGACCCCUUCAACUUCGGCAACCUCUUCCUCGCCAUCUGCAUCCGCUUUCCCGAGGGGGCGGAAAGCGCUGCGCUGGCUCAGUUGCUGGGAGAGUCGGAGUCGGAAGAGCAGGAGGACUGCGAGGAGGUCUUCUGCGAGGCCAUGGACCCACUUCUGUCGGCCAAGCAGUCCAAGAAGGUGACCACUCAGGAUUCCACUAAGCACUUCUGA